AAUUUGUUCUAAAUAGUUUAAGUGAUGCUUGUGCCAACUGGGUUUAGGUUCAACCCAACUGAUGAGGAGCUCAUCGAACUUUUAGAAAGGAAAGUAAAUAGGAAGCAAAUGCCUCUCCAUGAUUGUUUCAUUGUUGAAAGAAACUUGUAUGAGCUUGAACCAGAAGACCUUAAAAGGGAUCCAGCCAUGGCUUUACAAAAGAAUGAGAGAUAUAUUUACUGCUUAAGAGAAAAUGGUUCUCGCGAAGUUUCAGGUCGAGGAUGGUGGAAAGCUACAAGCCAUGUCAAGAAGAUUUAUUCUAAUGAAACAAAUGUGGUGGGUUAUAAGAGGCCUCUCACAUAUCACAAAUUUACUGGUAACAAACGAAAACGUAACAAAGCCAUCAAGACCAAUUGGAUUAUGUAUGAAUAUAGCCUUGAGUCCUACAAAACGGAAUGGAGAUUAUGUAAGGUCAAGUAUAGGGGAAAACAAAGUGUGCAAGAAGAGCUGGAGAAUAUUAAAAGAGGUUUCAGAUCAAGUAAGGAUAUUUCUGAGGAAAAUUUUUCAAAAAUGGAGAUGAAGCCAGUUUUUCUUGAAGAAGACAAACAACAACCGCAAUCUCUUGAACAAAUUGACACAAUUUAUGAACCUGAAUUUACUCAAAACUUGCAACCGGAAGAGACAGACGAGCAAGAACUGCUGCUUUACUCUUCAAAUGAUCCAAUUUUAACCCAUAUUAUAAAUGAUUUUAAUUUUGGCGAUUAUAAUCAAUUGGAGAAACCAUAUUCACUAGAUGAAUUAUUUCCUAGCUUUUGGUGAAAUUAAUUAAUGUUAAUGUUUAGUUUGUACUUUUUAGAAAACAAUUUUGUAAUUGAAGUCUUCUGUGCAUCGAAUUUAUUAAUUACAG
Messenger RNA from Mangifera indica (mango), 886 nucleotides. Its product is annotated as putative NAC domain-containing protein 94. Bases 25 to 798 code for a protein of 257 amino acids. Gene Ontology annotation, molecular function: DNA binding. The transcript is spliced from 3 exons. Gene Ontology annotation, biological process: regulation of DNA-templated transcription. Lineage: Eukaryota; Viridiplantae; Streptophyta; Magnoliopsida; Sapindales; Anacardiaceae. The record is from RefSeq and is a predicted model, not a curated record.